AUGGCUUUCCUACACACCCAUUCAGAAAUCAGCAAUAUGACAUCUGAUAAUGACACCAACCUCAUGUCCUGGAUUCAUUUAAGUGACCAGAGUCAACCAGGGAUCAUACUCACUGUGUUUGGAGCAUGUCUCUUUGGAGGUAAAGUUAGCUAACUAGCUAGCUAGAUAGCUUGUAGUGUAUAAUUUGACCGGCUACACUAGUCACUACUAGUGCACAACCCAAAACUAAAUGCAAUAUAUAAUUGCAAACCAUAUCAGUGCCGUACAAUUAUACACUCCCCCUACAAUUACCCCUGUGUGACUAUGUAGCCCAGAUUCUCAGAAAUCCCUUGCCUCACAAACAUUAAGAUGUUUUUUUCUCUCGUUUCUAUAGCUGUUGUCAGAACUAUCUUGCAGACUCUGAAGCUGCCAUAUACUGUACUAUUAGCCCUUUGUGGGAUGUUACUAGGAACACUCAGUUUCCAGUAUCCAGAGGUAUGGUCAUAACAGAUGUAUCCAAUUAUCUAAUAUCUAAAAGUCUAAAAUAUACUGUUGAGAAAAGUUGUGUUUUAUUAUUUUCUAUGUUCCGCUAUAAGGCCCCUAUAUGGUCCUUCCUCUAUGGACUGGCUACAUCACCACAUUCUGAUGUUAAACAUAGGCCAUAUGAUUAUCAGAAUUAUAAUACCUUUGCUGAUAUUGAUUGUUAUUGUUGUCCAGGUCAGUUAUUACACAAAGGAGAUUGCACACAUCAGCCCCAAACUGUUGAUUCACACGUUUAUGCCCGUGUUGAUAUUCAGUAGUGCCUUCGAAAUCGAAUCCCACAUCUUUUGGAAAUCUUUAAUACAGGUGAGGUCUUCCCUGCACUUUUGUUAUUAUGAACAGGUUGCAAUACAAUUCAUUUUGUGAAUAGCCUUAUGGUGGUUAAAAGAAACACCUAAAAUAAGUCACUAGAAAUUACUAAAGAAAUAACAUACAAAUAUUAUUUCAACUUUGUGUUAAAACAGGUACUACUGCUGGCAAUACCUGGAUUUUUGCUCAGUUCUUCUAUGAUUGCGUUACUAGUUGUGAAAGUGUACGCUUACAACUGGGACUGGUAUGUUGGCAUGAUGUUUGGAGCCAUUGUAAGCACCAUUGACCCUUUCAUAUCAACAGCUUUGUUGCGCAGUCUCGGUAAGAAUACACAUCUUUCUGCAAAAUAAUGCAAUUGAAUGAUAUCAGCUGUACUGGUAGGAACUCACUAUGUCCCUCUCUACAGGAACAGCGAAACCCCUCAUACUUCUGAUAGAGGGAGAGUCAUUGUUCAGUGAUGGCGCCUCUAUCAUUACAUUUGAUGCAUUCAAAGACCUUGCCACUGAUCUUAGUCAUUUUGAAGGUACAAUGUACGGUAUCUGUCAAAUUACAGUUGGAUCCAUUUUUGGGGUAGAAAGAAGGAAUAUUCUGGAAUCAUGUGAAUGUUUUCAUCCCACAGCAACAACUUUCACCAUCAAGCUGAUAUUGAAAAUCUUCGGGAGCCCUCUUUUAGGGUUUAUCAUGUCUAAGAUCAUUAUGUUUUGGCUGUCAUACAUCUUCAAUGAUGGACUGAUUGAAAUAACCAUCAGCCUGGCAAUGACGUACAUCACAUUUUACUUCGGUAAGGGAGUUUUUGUCAUGUCCUUUUAGAAAUGACGUAAUUUGGUUUGUUCAAUAAAUAAUAUAAUAAAUAAUAAUAUGCCAUUUAGCAGAUGGCUAAAUAGCAAGAAAUGUAUGGUUAUUGUAUCUUAAAUAAAUAUAAUUUGUUUAAUUAAUGUUUAUGUAACAUUUUCAUGUCAUUUAGCUGAAUGGCUAGGAAUGUCUGGGGUCAUAGCUGUCCUCAUUAUGGGGCUUCUCUUGGACACAGUCAACUUCAGCCCAGAAAUUGAAGUGUUUCUUUUACGGUGAGUCUAGAUAAUAAAAUCCAUUUUCUGUAGUGUUUUCUGAACUUAAAAUGGUUUCUAAAGACAACAUUCCUACUUUUCCAUAGGUUCUGGGAGAUGCUGACUUAUUUGGCCAACACCUUAAUUUUCUUCAUUGUUGGUAUUGUGGUAGCUAGAGCAUUUCAACAUGUGGGCGUCAACGAUUUCUUCAACAUUGUAGUGCUCUACUUUGCUAUGUACAUCAUAAGGUAAAGAACAUCACUGUUUUAAUGAGUUUACAUCAGGCAUUUAACCAGUUUUUCUACCAUGUACUAAUGUUAUGUACAGUGGGGAAAAAAAGUAUUUAGUCAGCCACCAAUUGUGCAAGUUCUCCCACUUAAAAAGAUGAGAGAGGCCUGUAAUUUUCAUCAUAGGUACACGUCAACUAUGACAGACAAAUUGAGAUUUUUUUUCUCCAGAAAAUCACAUUGUAGGAUUUUUAAUGAAUUUAUUUGCAAAUUAUGGUGGAAAAUAAGUAUUUGGUCACCUACAAACAAGCAAGAUUUCUGGCUCUCACAGACCUGUAACUUCUUCUUUAAGAGGAUCCUCUGUCCUCCACUCGUUACCUGUAUUAAUGGCACCUGUUUGAACUUGUUAUCAGUAUAAAAGACACCUGUCCACAACCUCAAACAGUCACACUCCAAACUCCACUAUGGCCAAGACCAAAGAGCUGUCAAAGGACACCAGAAACAAAAUUGUAGACCUGCACCAGCCUGGGAAGACUGGAUCUGCAAUAGGUAAGCAGCUUGGUUUGAAGAAAUCAACUGUGGGAGCAAUUAUUAGGAAAUGGAAGACAUACAAGACCACUGAUAAUCUCCCUCGAUCUGGGGCUCCACGCAAGAUCUCACCCCGUGGGGUCAAAAUGAUCACAAGAACGGUGAGCAAAAAUCCCAGAACCACACGGGGGGACCUAGUGAAUGACCUGCAGAGAGCUGGGACCAAAGUAACAAAGCCUACCAUCAGUAACACACUAAGCCGCCAGGGACUCAAAUCCUGCAGUGCCAGACGUGUCCCCCUGCUUAAGCCAGUACAUGUCCAGGCCCGUCUGAAGUUUGCUAGAGUGCAUUUGGAUGAUCCAGAAGAGGAUUGGGAGAAUGUCAUAUGGUCAGAUGAAACCAAAAUAUAACUUUUGGGAGUUGCAUCCAAAGAACACCAUACCUACUGUGAAGCAUGGGGGUGGAAACAUCAUGCUUUGGGGCUGUUUUUCUGCAAAGGGACCAGGACGACUGAUCCGUGUAAAGGAAAGAAUGAAUGGGGCCAUGUAUUGUGAGAUUUUGAGUGAAAACCUCCUUCCAUCAGCAAGGGCAUUGAAGAUGAAACGUGGCUGGGUCUUUCAGCAUGACAAUGAUCCCAAACACACCGCCCGGGCAACGAAGGAGUGGCUUCGUAAGAAGCAUUUCAAGGUCCUGGAGUGGCCUAGCCAGUCUCCAGAUCUCAACCCCAGAGAAAAUCUUUGGAGGGAGUUGAAAGUCCGUGUUGCCCAGCGACAGCCCCAAAACAUCACUGCUCUAGAGGAGAUCUGCAUGGUGGAAUGGGCCAAAAUACCAGCAACAGUGUGUGAAAACCUUGUGAAGACUUACAGAAAACGUUUGACCUGUGUCAUUGCCAACAAAGGGUAUAUAACAAAGUAUUGAGAAACUUUUGUUAUUGACCAAAUACUUAUUUUCCACCAUAAUUUGCAAAUAAAUUCAUUAAAAAUCCUACAAUGUGAUUUUCAGGAUUUUUUUUUCUCAUUUUGUCUGUCAUAGUUGAAGUGUACCUAUGAUGAAAAUGACAGGCCUCUCUCAUCUUUUUUAAGUGGGAGAACUUGCACAAUUGGUGGCUGACUAAAUACUUUUUUCCCCCACUGUAUCAGUAUUGUUCUUGUGAUCAUUGGCAAGGAAAUAUGAGGAGGUAUCAGUUUGGGACUCUUCUUUCUCUAUUACAGACUUGUGACUGUUAUUGCACUGUCACCCUUCCUGGUACGCACUGGCUAUGGCUUCAGCUGGCGGUGGGCAGCAGUCUGUGUCUGGGGAGGGACCAAAGGGGCCUUUUGUCUAAGUCUUACACUCAUGGCUUUUCAGUCAGAUGAUUUGGACGAAGAGCAAGUGAGAGAAAAGGUGGGGAUUUUUUGUAUUUGCUACUUUCUACCGCUUUAGCAGGCUACCAUGAUGAUAGCAGUGUCUUAUGGCAUCGGUUAAUGUAAUUGCAAUCUUGACAGUUGAAGAUCAUCUCUGUUACAGAUUUUGGUCCUGUCUUCUGGAAUGGUGGUCCUAACACUUCUUAUCAAUGCAACAUCAAUGACCUGGUUCCUUAGACUAUUAGGUGAGGUUGUACUGUGUCAAGUAGUAUCUCGUCUUUGACAGGUUGUUCACAAUAGAGCUCGCCAGCUUGUAGUCCUAAAAUCCGGAAACAAGUUACCUCUGUUUCGGCCAAAAACCCUGUAAAAACACCAUACAUUUUCUUCAUAGGCUUUGUCCAACGAACCAUGGCGGAGUUAGUGCCUACAAAAAGAUGCCAUUACUAUUGCUCUCUAUGUGUGUGAAGCCAACUAAACUGCACUUAGGAGCACUUAGACAGAAAGAGGUUGUCUCUCUCUGACAAUGUAUCUUGUGUUCCCAGGCCUAUAUGAUGUGUCUGUGCCCAGGCGCAUGGCCAUGUAUAGUGCGGUGCAGCGGGUGCGGGAGAGCUCGCAGAACACUUUCAGCUUGUUGAAGAUUGACAGGUUUUUAGCAGAUGCUAACUGGGAAAUGGCAGAGCAGAGAGUCCUCAUAGAGGACCCCUAUAAAACACCCAAUGAAAAGGUAUUCUGUGCUAACUAAUGUCUCUCUCUUUGACAUGAAGAAGUAUCCGAUUUGAAACAAGAUAUCAUACAUAUAAUCUGUAGUCAUUUGGCACUGUGUUACAGUAUUAACACCCAUAUCAUUAUAUCAAUAUUUUACUCCUACUUUCACAUAUGAGUGAAAAUAUAUGUCUUUGCCUGUGCCCUUUCUUCCAGGUUAGCAUUGAAGAGUUCUCCCCCACAGCCAGGAUGACUAAGUGCCCAGACUGUGACAGGGACAUUCCCUAUGCACCAUCACCACAGGAGCUGGAGGACAUGAUGGAGGAGGCUCGCAUGCGCAUCCUGAAGGCUCAGAAGGUCUGGUUCACCCCACUGGAUCCUACUGACCACAAUGUUCAUCAUAGUCACCCUGACCUUACGUAAAGAGAUGGGCCUAAUUGCUCGUUCAGCCUGUUCAAUGUACAACACGUGGAAGGAAAGCAUUGCUCACAUAAAAAGAGCAUGACGUCGAACGUUCUGUUCUUUUCAAAUGUAUACAAUCAAUGUGUUCGAUAGGAUAUUAAGUUAGAAGUUGUUUUUGUUUCUUUAAUCACAACCUGUACCUCUGCUUUUCCUCACUUAGUUGUAACCUUGUCGAUACACUUCUACAAUUUGGUUAGGAUGACCCAUAAGAUUAUGAUGAACUUUUUAGCCCACAGGGAAGGAACUAUUGACUUUGGUGAAUGUAAUGGGUUUAGCAUGAAGUUGACAGAUGAAUCAUUAAGAGUCCAGUAUGAAUGGUGUCUGAACUGGAAACUGAUGUUGGUUUCCUACCAGACAAGCUACUGGAAGCAGUACAGCGCUGGAAUGCUGAACCGAGAGGCAGCCAGGACCCUGAUCAAUACAGCUGAGAACAUGACAGACCACAAGGGAAAGUAAGUGCUGCUCUCAUUGCCCUCACUCAAAAAGAUAUAGGACCACUUGGUUCAGUCCGGGUUUGUGUGUUUAUAAUCGUAUACGUUGAGCUAAGACAGCAGCUGAUUACAUGAUUACCUGUGAGUAAUACUGAUCUGUUACAUAAUAUUCUUUUUUUGAAUGAGCUGAUCUAGCUAUACUGCUUACAACAAGGACAUUUGGCUAGAAUUAAUGGAGGCUAUGAUUGAUGAGCAUCUUCCAUUUUUUUAUAGUCAUUGUGUAAGUGUCAGGCACCACUUGGAAGAAUCUAACCUCAGUAAUUGCAGCUUAUUAUGUACUUAGAUUAAGCACCCCUUAAAUAUUUGACAUCUCUGGGUCAUGAUUCUAUUCUUUUUCAUGUCAUAGUCCUAGAGGUCCAUAGGCCUAUGGCAAUGUUAAUAGGCCAAGUAAUUCGGAAAGUAUUCAGACCCCUUGACUUUUCCAAAUUGUAUUACGUUACAUCCUUAUUCUAAAAUGGAUUAAAUCGUUUUUUCCCCUCAUCAAUCUACACGCAAUACCCCAUAACGAGAAAGCAAAAACAGGUUUUUAGAAUUAAAACAAAAAGAAGAAACUAAAAACGGCCAAAAUCUGUUCGCUUUAGAUAAGCAGACCAAGUGGGGAUUUUUUUGUAUGAAGGUCUAUGAGAGAGUGUCGAAUAACAUGAGGCUUAUUUGAUCAAAUAGAAGUUUCGUAAUAUUUAUGCUGUUACAAAUAAUGUACUGCUAUAAGUGGAUGCACGUGGCAUUCCUGCAACUUUGAGAAAAAUGACUUAGUUGUGCCUGUUGUUCACACGCGUAUCUGCCUUUUCAUUGGCUAGAAUGCUCCCACCUGAUCUCGCCUCCUCUCGCCUGCCUUCCAUCUUUGAGGACAUGAAUUUCCAUUGUUAGAGUGGUCACUGGACUAUCUUGCCAAUAUAAUAGAUAAUCUUUGACUGCACUAAAGCUACCAUUAAGAAAAAUAUAGGUAACGUAAACAAAUCAUAAUAUAUUUAAUAUUUUAGUUUCUUCAAAGUAGCCACCCUUUGCCUUGAUGACAGUUUUGCACACUCUUGGCAUUCUCUCAACCAGCUUCAUGAGGAAUGCUUUUCCAACAGUCUUGAAGGAGUUCCCACAUAUGCUGAGCACUUGUUGGUUGCUUUUCCUUCACUCUGCGGUCCAACUCAUCCCAAACCAUCUCAAUUGGGUUGAGGUUGGGUGAUUGUGGAGGCCAGGUCAUCUGAUGCAGCACUGCAUCACUCUCCUUGGUCAAAUAGCCCUUAAGCAGCCUGGAGGUGUGUUUUGGGUCAUUGUCCUGUUGAAAAACAAAUGAUAGUCCCAAUAAGCGCAAACCAGAUGGGAUGGCGUAUCGCUGCAGCAUGCUGUGGUAGCCAUGCUGGUUAAGUGUGCUUUGAAUUCAAAAUAAAUCACAGACAGUGUCACCAGCAAAGCACCCCCACACCAUCAUACCUCCUCCUCCAUGCUAGACGGUGGGAACCACACAGGCGGAGAUCAUCCGUUCACCUACUCUGCGUCUCACAAAGACACUGCGGUUGGAACCAAAAAUCUCAAAUUUGGACUCAUCAGACCAAAGCACAGAUUUCCACCGGUCUAAUGUCCAUUGCUCGUGUUUCUUGUUCCAACCAAGUCUCUUCUUCUUUUUGGUGUCCUUUAGUAGUGGUUUCUUUGCAGCAAUUCGACCAUAAAGGCCUGAUUCACACAGUCUCCUCUGAACAGUUGAUGUUGAGAUGUGUUAUUUAUUUGAGCUGCAAUCUGAGGUGCAGUUAAAUGCCGAUUUCUGAGGCUGGUAACUCUAAUGAACUUAUCCUCUGCAGCAGAGGUAACUCUGGGUCUUCCUUUCCUGUGGCGGUCCUCAUGAGAGCCAGUUUCAUCAAAUCGCUUGAUGGUUUUUGCAAAUAGGGCUAUCUUCUGUAUACCAACCCUACCUUGUCACAACACAACUGAUUGGCUCAAAAGUGUUAAGAAGGAAAGAAAUUUCACAAAUGUACUUUUAACAAGGCACACCUAUUAAUUGAAAUGCAUUCCAGGUGACUACCUCAUGAAGCUGGUUGAGAGAAUGCCAAUAGUGUACAAAGCUGUCAUCAAUGCAUAAGGUGGCUACUUUGAAGAAUCUCAAACAUAAAAUAUAUUUUGAUUUGUUUAACACUUUUUUGGUUACUAUAUGAUUCCAUAUGUGUUAUUUCCUAGUUUAAUGUCUUCACUAUUAUUCUACAAUGUAGAAAAUAGUAAAAAUAAAGAAAAACCUGGAAUGAGUACGUGUCCAAACGUUUGACUGGUACUGUAUAUAUAUAUAUAUAUACACACAAACACAGUUGAAGUCAGAAGUUUAUAUACACCUUAGCCAAAUACAUUUAAACUCAGUUUUUCACAAUUCCUGACAUUUAAUCAUAGCACCCCCACAGCAUGAUGCUGCCACCCCCGUGCUUCACGGUUGGGAUGGUGUUCUUCGGCUUGCAAGCUGCCCCCUUUUCCCUCCAAUCAUAACGGUGGUCAUUAUGGCCAAACAGUUCUAUUUUUGUUUCAUCAGACCAGAGGACAUUUCUCCAAGUCCUACCUUCAAACUCAGUGCCUCUAUAAACACCAUGGGACCACGCAGCCGUCAUACCGCUCAGGAAGGAGACGCGUUCUGUCUCCUAGAGAUGAACGUACUUUGGUGCGAAAAGUGCAAAUCAAUCCCAGAACAACAGCAAAGGACCUUGUGAAGAUGCUGGAGGAAACAGGUACAAAAGUAUCUAUAUCCACAGUAAAACGAGUCCUAUAUCGACAUAACCUGAAAGGCCGCUCAGCAAGGAAGAAACCACUGCUCCAAAACCGCCAUAAAAAAGCCAGACUACAGUUUGCAACAGCACAUGGGGACAAAGAUUGCACUUUUUUGAGAAAUGUACUCUGGUCUGAUGAAACAAAAAUAGAACUGUUGGGCCAUAAUGACCAUCAUUAUGUUUGGAGGAAAAAGGGGGAUGCUUGCAAGCCGAAGAACACCAUCCCAAACGUGAAGUACGAGGGUGGCAGCAUCAUGCUGUGGGGAUGCUUUGCUGCAGGAUGGACUGGUGCACUUCACAAAAUAGAUGGCAUCAUGAGGAAGGAAAAUUAUGUGGAUAUAUUGAAGCAACAUCUCAAGACAUCAGUCAGGAAGUUAAAGCUUGGUCGCAAAUAGGUCUUCCAAAUGGACAAUGACCCCAAGCAUACUUCCAAAGUUGUGGCAAAAUGGCUUAAGGACAACAAAGUCAAGGUAUUGGAGUGGCCAUCACAAAGCCCUGACCUCAAUCCUAUAGACAUUUGUGGGCAGAACUGAAAAAGUGUGUGCAAGCAAGGAGGCCUACAAGCCUGACUCAGUUACACCAGCUCUGUCAGGAGGAAUGGGCCAACAUUCACCCAACUUAUUGUGGGAAGCUUGUGGAAGGCUACCCGAAACGUUUGACCCAAGUUAAACAAUUUAAAGGCAAUGCUACCAAAUACUAAUUGAGUGUAUGUAAACUUCUGACCCACUGGGAAUGUGAUGAAGAAAAAAAAAUCAGAAAUAAAUAAUUCUCUCUACUAUUAUUCUGACAUUUCACAUUCUUAAAAUAAAGUGGUGAUCCUAACUGACCUAAGACAGGGAAUUUUUACUAGGAUUAAAUGUCAGGAAUUGUGAACAUUUAAAUGUAUUUGGCUAAGGUGUAUGUAAACUUCAACUGUAUAUAUAUAUUUACUUAAACAAAGCAAAUAUAUAUAACCAUUAAGUUUGAGUAUACAGUGUAUUCGGAAAGUAUUCAGACCCUUGACUUCUUUCACAUUUUGUUACGUUACAGCCUUAUUCUAAAAUUGAUUAAAUUGUUUUUCUCUCUCUCAUCAAACUACACACAAAAACUGAAAUAUCACAUUUACAUAAGUAUUCAGACCCUUUACUCAGUACUUUGUUGAAGCACCUUUGGCAGAGAUUACAGCCUCAAGUCUUCUUGGGUAUGACGCUACAAGCUUGGCACACCUGUAUUUGGGGAGUUUCUCCCAUUCUUCUCUGCAGAUCCUCUCAAGCUCUGUCAGGUUGGAUGGGGAGCGUCGCUGCACAGCUAUUUUCAGGUCUUUCCAGAGAUGUUCGAUCGGGUUCAAGUAAGGGCUCUGGCUGGCCACUCAAGGACAUUCAGAGACUUGUCCCAAAGCCACUCCUGCGUUGACUUGGCUGUGUGCUUAGGGUCAUUGUCCUGUUGGAAGGUGAAUCCUCACCCCAGUCUGAGGUCCUGAGCGCUCUGGAGAAAGUUUUCAUCAAGGAUCUCUCUGUACUUUGCUCCGUUCAUCUUUACCUCGAUCCUGACUAGUCUCCCAGUCCCUGCCGCUGAAAAACAUCCCCACAGCAUGAUGCUGCCUCCUCCAUGCUUCACAGUAGGGAUGGUGCCUGGUUUCAUCCAGAUGUGACGCUUGACAUUCAGGCCGAAGAAUUCAAUCUUGGUUUCAUCAGACCAGAGAAUCUUGUUUCUCAUGGUCUGAGAGUCCUUUAGGUGUCUUUUGGCAAACUCCAAGCGGGCUGUCAUGUGCCAUUUACUGAGGAGUGGCUUCCGUCUGGCCACUCUACCAUAAAGGCCUGAUUGGUGGAGUGCUGCAGAGAUGGUUGUCCUUCUGGAAGGUUCUCCCAUCUCCACAGAGGAAUACUGGAGCUCUGUCAGAGUGUCCAUCGGGUUCUUGGUCACCUUCCUGACCAAGGCCCUUCUCCCCCGAUUGCUCAGUUUGGCCCGGGGGCCAGCUCUAGGAAGAGUCUUGGUGGUUCCAAACAUCUUCAAUUUAAGAAUGAUGGAGGCCACUGUGUUCUUGGGGACCUUUAAUGCUGCAGAAAUGUUUUGGUACCCUUCCCCAGAUCUGUGCCUCGACACAAUCCUGUCUCGGAUCUCUACGGACAAUUCCUUCGACCUCAUGGCUUGGUUUUUGCUCUGACAUGCACUGUCAACUGUGGAACCUUAUCUAAGGUGUGUGCCUUUCCAAAUUAUGUCCAAUCAAUUGAAUUUACCACAGGUGGACUCCAAUCAAGUUGUAGAAUUUACCACAGGUGGACUCCAAUCAAGUUGUAGAAACAUCUCAAUUUCGAGUCUCAUAGCAAAGGGUUUGAAUACUUAUUAAAAUGAGGUAUUUCUGUUUUUUAUUUUUAAUCAAUUUGCAAACAUUUCUAAAAACCUGUUUUCGCUUUGUCAUUAUGGGGUAUUGUGUGUAGAUUGAUGAGGAACAUUUUUAAUUUGAUCAAUUUUAGAAUAAGGCUGUAACGUAACAAAAUGUGGAAAAAGUGAACGGGUCUGAAUACUUUCCGAAUGCACUUGUAGCUAUGAUGUAUGGUUAAUUUUUAGAAAGUGGAAAUAUGAGUUCAUAUACAGGUAUAUGAUACAGUGCAUUCGGAAAGUAUUCAGACCCCUUCACCUUUUCCACAUUUCAUUACAUUACAGCCUUAUUCUAAAAUAUAUAUUUUUUUAAAUAUCCUCAUCAAUCUACAUAUCCCAUAAUGACAAAGCAAAAACUGUUUUUUAGACAUUUUUGCGAUUGUAUAUAAAAAAUUAAAAUAAAUGUAUUUACAUAAGUAUUCAGACCCUUUGCUAUGAGACUCGAAAUUGAGCUCCGGUGCAUCCUGUUUCCAUUAAUCAUCUUUCAGAUGUUUCUACAACUUGAUUGGAGUCCACUUGUGUUAAAUUCAAUUGAUUUGACAUGAUUUAGAAAGCAAAACCCACAUGUACAUAUUACCUCAACUACCUCAACUAGCCGGUGCCCCCGCACAUUGACUCUGCAACGGUACCCCCCUGUAUAUAUAGCCUCCCUACUGUCACUUUAUUUUACUGUAUAUAUAGCCUCCCUACUGUCACUUUAUUUUACUUCUGCUCUUUUUUUCUCAACACUUUUUUUGUUGUUGUUUUAUUCUUACUUUUUUUGUUUAAAAUAAAUGCACUGUUGGUUAAGGGCUGUAAGUAAGCAUUUCACUGCAAUGUCUGCACCUGUUGUAUUCGGCGCAUGUGACCAAUAAAAUUUGAUUUGAUUUGAUUUGAAAACCCAAUCUGAGACAGGGCCUUGGUCAAGGAGGUGACCAAGAACCCAAUUGUCACUCUGACAGAGCUCCAAAGUUCCUCUGUGGAGAUGGGAGAACCUUCCAGAAGGACAACCAUCUCUGCAGCACUCCACCAGACGGAAGCCACUCCUCAGUAAAAGGCACAUGACAGCCCGCUUCGAGUUUGCCGAAAGGCAGCUAAAGGACUCUCAGACCAUGAGAAACAAGAUUCUCUGGUAUGAUGAAACCAAGAUUGAACUAUUUGGUCUGAAUGCCAAGCGUCACGUCUGGAGGAAACCUGGCAUCAUCCCUACGGUGAAGGAUGGUGGUGGCAGCAUCAUGCUGUGGGGAUGUUUUUCAGCGGCAGGGACUGGGAGACUAGUCAGGAUCAAGGGAAAGAUUAACGGAGCAAAGUACAGAGAGAUCCUUGAUGAAAACCUGCUCCAGAGUGCUAUGGACCUCAGACUGAGGCGAAGGCUCACCUUCCAACAGGGCAAUGAAGCUAAGCAUACAGCCAAGACAACGCAGGAGUGGCUUCGGGACAGAGCCCGGACUUGAACCCGAUCAAACAUCUCUGGAGAGACCUGAAAAUAGCUGUGCAGCGACGCUCCCCAUCCAACCUGACAGAGCUUGAGAGGAUCUGCAGAGAAGAAUGGGAGAAACUCCCAGAAUACAGGUGUGCCAAGCUUGUAGCGUCAUAACCAAGAAGACUCAAGGCUGUAAUUGCUGCCAAAGGUGCAUCAACAAAGUACUGAGUAAAAGGUCUAAAUACUUAUGUAAAUGUAAUAUUUCAUUAUUUAUUUUUUAUACAUUUACAAACAUUUCUAGAAACCUGUUUUUGCUUUGUCAUUAUGGGGUUUUGUGUGUAGAGUGAUGAGGGAAAAAAACUAUUUAAUCAAUUUUAGAAUAAGGCUGUAACGUAACAAAAUGUGAAAGAAAUCAAGGGGUCUGAAUACUUUCCGAAUGCAUUGUAUAUAUUGAGGAAUGUUUAAAUAUGGGCGAAGAAAGGAUUGCAAAAAUUGGGAGAGCAAUGCAUAUGUUUCUGUCUUUGUUUAGGUUCAUGAGUGUUCUGGAUGUCAAGAAAUACUGGGAGCUGAAAGGUGUUUUUGUGUCUCUUCGGAGGAGACUAGAGGACUGGCUGUACGAUGUCAAGCUUGAUAAACUUAAACCAUCAAGGUAAUGAAGCACAGCUGAGAUUUACUGUAAAUGAAUUUAGACCACCAGGUUACUCAGUGAAAUAACAGUAUUGUAUAACUGCUCUAAUGACACAUAAUUUACACAACGGUAUGUUGUAUUUCAGGAAUGCGAUGCUCAAGUGGUGCUACCAGGUUGUCUUCAGCCUCCCCUUUGAGUAUUUCAUCUAUGCAUUGAUUGUCCUCAACAUCUUCCCCAUCAUCCUGGAGUUCAUCCCAGCGAUCAGUGACAAACAUAACAUAGAACUCAGUAUUAUCAACUACAUCUUCUUCAGCGGCUAUCUUGUGGAGGCUAUACUGAAGGCAGGAAAAAGGCCUACACUAAAUACAUGUCAACUAAAGAACAUCUAAUAUACAAUACAUUCACAUGAUGUCAGACAUUUGAUUUGAAGACCCUCUGUGACACAUUUCCUCUUGUUCUACAGGCUUUGGCCAUGAGGAAGGCCUAUAUCUUCAAUCACUGGAACCAGUUCGACCUCUUCAUUAUCAUCUUGGCUUGUGUUGACAUAUUCCUGGACCAUUAUUUUGAAACCACAGCAUAUGUUGUCAAUAUUCACAUGAUAAAAAUUGUGAAGGUGUCUAAAAUGAUCCGCCUUACCAGGGCACUUCGUUUGGUGAAGGUAUGCUAUGGCUUGAUGGGACCAUCAAAUCUAUGACCAGUGAUAUACACUGAGUGUAAAAAAACAUAUUAGUAACACCUUCCUAGUAUUGAGUUGCACCCCCUUUUGCCCUCAGAACAGCCUCAAUUUGGCAGGGCAUGGACUCUACAAGGUGUCGAAAGCGUUCCACAGGGAUGCUGGCCCAUGUUGACUCCAAUGCGUCCCACAGUUGUCUCAAGUUUGCUGGAUGGUCUUUGGGUGGUGGACCAUUCUUGAUACACACAGGAAACUAUUGAGCAUGAAAAACCCAGCAGCGUUGCAGUUCUUGACACACUCAAAUCGGUGCGCCUGGCACCUACUACCCCCGUUCAAAGGCACUUAAAUAUUCUGUCUUUCCCAUUCACCCACUGAAAGGCACACAUACACACCCAUGUCUCAAAUGUCUCAAGGCUUAGAAAUCCUUCUUUAACCUGUCUCCUCCCCUUCAUCUACACUGAUUGAAGUGUAUUUAACAGGUUACAUCAAUAAGGGAUCAUAGCUUUCACUGGAUUCACCUGGUCAAUUUAUGUCAUGGAAAGAGCAGGUGUUCCUAAUGUUUUGUACACUCAGUGUAGAUUCGAAAUAGCUUUACAGUUCAUUUUUCUAGGGUUAUCCAGUUACUUUCAGAAAUGCUGUGAAUCUAAAUAAUCUAUUGUUGAAUGUAUGUGUUUCAGAUCAUCAUUCCCAAGCUCAUAGAAAUCAUAAACCGUCAGAUCCAUAAGCAGCUCAGCUUUGGGUAUGACAUCGGGAAAGGCUAUGUCAUCGGAGAGGAGCACAUAAGCAAGAUCAUUGACCAUAUCUCUGAUGACAAAAGCAUAUCUAAGGUGUUUUGAAAUUACAUUUACAGUAUAGUAUACAACAACAGCUGUUGAUCUUUUCACAACAUGAUAUCAUGUUUAGACCUCUCAUAGUAAAGAAAUCUUGGGUACCUAUCCUUUUUUUUUGCAACACAGAGAUGUAUCUAGCCAAAUGAUUAAUUACUCCAUAGCCCUAUAAUGUGUUGGGAUCUUGUACAUCACACUUCAUCUUGUGUUGCAGAAAUUGAGAAGUAUACUGGAGAGAAACUGCCAGCAGGCUGUCAGGGAGAUUGGUAAGAGAGUAGGGGAGACAGACAAGCAAUGUUACUGCAUGUACACUGUCUGUAUCUACAGUAUAUCAGUCAUGCUAAAUAAAGGCCAUCACUUUAACUAGGAUCACUGUGGGAUUACAAAUAUAGUAUAGUUGGCUUUAACUAACCAACAUCUUUCACAGCAACAAUCCUUCAGUCCUAUUUACAUGUCAACUAUCCUACAUUGAAUCUCCACUAAAUUGAUAUAGAUGAAAAAAUAAUUCAAUGAAACAAUGACAGAAUCCUUCAAUGGACUGAUGUUGAUGCUCUGGAGGGGCCGGUAUAAGUAAGGGAUAAUCAACGAGGGGCUAAUGAACAACAUGGAAGACGUGUUCCACGAUGCACUAGCAGAGUGGAACUGACCUUCCACCGAGUUACAUUAUUUUCCAGAGAACACAUAGAGCUCUGAGUUUGUUAUCCCCUUUAUACCAUGGCUAUAAUUUAACACAUUUGCCACUAGAAUGGGUUCAUUUGCAGGUAUAAAUGUGUACAACAUCCACUGAAGUAGCUAGCAAGUUUACUAGAUAGCUAAAGUAGUUGCCGUGGUAACCAACCAAACAGACUUGCUAGUUUAGCUAACCAAACCAUCAGUCCUAGCUUGCUAUUAUGAAAAUCUAAUUCAACAAUGCCAAUAAUGUUUUCAAUUCGACUUUUGUUUUUCAAAACCAGCUCAAACAUGAAUGAACUAUAGCCAUUGAAUUCUACAGUGCAAAUAUACCUUGCGUUAUAGGAAAUAAUGCACGCUCUAGAAUGCCUUUCAAGCCAAUCAGAAAACAGUAUUCAACAGUACCGUGGUAUAAUCAAAUAUUUUUAUAACUAAACCAAGAUAGACCACAGCCUAUCGUUUCCAAUGGGAACAAAUUAGUCAUAGUGGGGCAGAACAAACAAGGAGGUGGGCAGAGCCAAGCAAGAGCUAGCGAGAUCCUAUUGGCGCGUUCUAGCAUACAUUUGCGUAUGUCCGUUUAGGAACUCCUCUGUGAAGUGCGGGUGUGCAAUAAAUCAAUUCGCAUAUGCUUUCCUUCUAAACAACGCGAUUUUUAAAAACCUUUGCAAAGGGGAAAGUCUACAAAACUUAGUCCAGGUUUUAGUUUUGGGAAAUUAAAACUGUAUUGAGAUUAAAUGUUUCAUCGAUGAGAAAAUGUGCAGAAUGUCAGCCAAAAUCCAUCUCGUUCCAUCUUCACCCAUCUUCUCCCACUGCCGGCCAGUGGGCUUCCUCUCACUACCAUAUUUGGUAGUGGGUGGAAACGCUAAGCAGAAUGCUUCACAUUUAUACAUCCGGUGAAAUAUCUGUCUCAUUGUUCUAUCUGUGGUAUAAUGUGUGAUAUUCUAAGUGUGUACCUUGGUUAAUGGAGGAAAAUGCACUGCUAGCCAAUCAUGCUUUAAAGAUGUACCAUCAUUUUAACUUCUGUAUAGUUUAAGUUGUUCUAGUCAUGCUUGUUUUAUUAUUUUUAUGAUUUUAUUUGUUCACCUUUAUUUAACCAGGUAGGCCAGUUGAGAACAAGUUCUCAUUUACAACUGCGACCUAGCCAAGAUAAAGCAAAGCAGUGCGAUAAAAACAACAACAACACAGAGUUACACAUGGGAUAAACAAAACAUACAGUCAAUAACACAAUAGAAAAUCUAUAUACAGUGUGUGCAAAUUUAGUAAGUUAUGGAGGUAAGGCAAUAAAUAGGCCAUAGUGCAAAAUAAUAAAAAUUUUGUAUUAACACUGGAGUGAUAGAUGUGCAGAAGAUGAUGUGCAAAUAGAGAUACUGGGGUGCAAAUGAGCAAAAUAAAUAACAAUAUGGGGAUGAGGUAGUUGGGUGGGCUAUUUACAGAUGGGCUGUGUACAGGUGCAGUGAUCGGUAAGCUGCUCUGACAACUGAUGCUUAAAGUUAGUGAGGGAGAUAAGAGUCUCCAGCUUCAGAGAUUUUUGCAGUUCGUUCCAGUCAUUAGCAGCAGAGAACUGGAAGGAAUGGCGGCCAAAGGAGAUGUUGGCUUUGGGGAUGACCAGUGAGAUACACUUGCUGGAGCGCAUACUACGGGUGGGUGUUGCUAUGGUGACCAAUGAGCUAAGAUAAGGCAGGGAUUUGCCUAGCACUGAUUUAUAGAUGACCUGGAGCCAGUGGGUUUGGCGACAAAUAUGUAGUGAGGGCCAGCCAACGAGAGCGUACAGGUCACAAUGGUGGGUAGUAUAUGGGGCUUUGGUGACAAAACGGAUGGCACUGUGAUAGACUACAUCCAAUUUGCUGAGUAGAGUGUUGGAGGCUAUUUUGUAAAUGACAUCGCCAAAGUCAAGGAUCGGUAGGAUAGUCAGUUUUACGAGGGCAUGUUUGGCAGCAUGAGUGAAGGAGGCUUUGUUGCGAAAUAGGAAGCCGAUUCUAGAUUUAACUUUGGAUUGGAGAUGCUUAAUGUGAGUCUGGAAGGAGAGUUUACGGUCUAACCAGACACCUAGGUAUUUGUAGUUGUCCACAUACUCUAAGUCAGACCUGCCGAGAGUAGUGAUUCUAGUUGGGCGGGUGCAAGCAGCGUUCGAUUGAAGAGCAUGCAUUUAGUUUUACUAGCGUUUAAGAGCAGUUGGAGGCUACGGAAGGAGUGUUGUAUGGCAUUGAAGCUCGUUUGGAGGUUUGUUAACACAGUGUCCAAUGAAGGGCCAGAUGUAUACAAAAUGGUGUCGUCUGCAUAGAGGUGGAUCUGAGAGUCACCAGCAGCAAGAGCGACAUCAUUGAUAUACACAGAGAAUAGAGUCGGCCCGAGAAUUGAAUCCUGUGGCACCCCCAUAGAGACUGCCAGAGGUCCAGACAACAGGCCCUCCGAUUUGACACAUUGAACUCUAUCUGAGAAGUAGUUGGUGAACCAGGCGAGGCAGUCAUUUGAGAAACCAAGGCUAUUUAGUCUGCCAAUAAGAAUGUGGUGAUUGACGGAGUCGAAAGCCUUGGCCAGGUCGAUAAAGACGGCUGCACAGUACGGUCUUUCAUCGAUUGCGGUUAAAAUAUAGUUUAGGACCUUGAGCGUGGCUGAGGUGCACCCAUGACCAGCUCGGAAACCAGAUUGCAUAGCGGAGAAGGUACGGUAUGAUUCGAAAUGGUCGGUGAUCUGUUUGUGAACGUGGCUUUCAAAUACUUUCGAAAGGCAGGGCAGGAUAGAUAUAGGUCUGUAACAGUUUGGAUCUAGAGUGUCACCCCCUUUGAAGAGGGGGAUGACCGCAGCAGCUUUCUAAUCUCUGGGGAUCUCAGAUGAUACGAAAGAGAGGUUGAACAGGCUAGUAAUAGGGGUUGCUACAAUUUCGGCGGCUAAUUUUAGAAAGAAAGGGUCCAGAUUGUCUAGCCCAGCUGAUUUGUAGGAGUCCAGGUUUUGCAGCUCUUUCAGAACAUCAGCUAUCUGAAUUUGGGUGAAGGAGAAGCGGGGGGGGGCAUGGGCAAGUUGCAGCGGAGGGUGCAGAGCUGGUGGCCGGGGUAGGGGUAGCCAGGUGGAAAGCAUGGCCAGCCGUAGCAAAAUGCUUAUUGAAAUUCUCGAUUAUCGUAGAUUUAUCUGUAGUGACAGUGUUUCCUAGCCUCAGUGCAGUGGGCAGCUGGGAGGAGGUGCUCUUAUUCUCCAUGGACUUUACAGUGUCCCAAAACUUUUUGGAGUUAGUGCUACAGGAUGCACAUUUCUGUUUGAAAAAGCUAGCCUUUGCUUUCCUAACUGAUUGUGUAUAUUGGUUCCUGACUUCCCUGAAAAGUUGCAUAUCGCGGGGGCUGUUCGAUGCUAAUGCAGUACGCCACAGGAUGUUUUUGUGCUGGUCAAGGGCCGUCAAGUCUGGGGUGAACCAGGGGCUAUAUCUGUUCUUAGUUCUGCAUUUUUUGAAUGGGGCAUGCUUAUUUAAGAUUGAGAGGAAAGCACUUUUAAAGAACAACCAGGCAUCCUCUACUGACGGAAUGAGGUCCAUAUCCAUCCAGGAUACCCGGGCCAGGUCAAUUAGAAAGGCCUGCUCGCUGAAGUGUUUUAGGGAGCGUUUGACAGUGAUGAGGGGUGGUCGUUUGACCGCGGACCCCAUUACGGACGCAGGCAAUGAGGCAGUGAUUGCUGAGAUCCUGGUUGAAGACAGCGGAGGUGUAUUUAGAGGGUAAAUUAGUCAGGAUGAUAUCUAUGAGGGUGCCCAUGUUUACGGAUUUAGGGUUGUACCUGGUACGGACCUAAGUUCUGACCAAACUUACUUGAGAGAGAGAAAGAGGGAGCAGGCUGGGGGAUCAAGUCUGUGUACUUUUAGAGCAACUAUCUUCUUAGAUACAACCAUCAAAGGAAAUGGAACACAUCAUGAAAUACUAAUGAUUGGGCCCGUGGUAUCUGGAAGCUAGCAGGGCUUUGGAGAAAAGGUAUGGGAUGUAACUACCAGUCCAUUGUACCCCAUCAAAGACAGAAAAAGGACAUAGGUGACUCCUCAAAGUAGGGGACCUAAAUGUGUUCUGGGAGAACACAAGGGCUCAGUAGGAUACUGUGGUAAUAAUGCCUCAUGGAGCCAUUUUCUCAGAUUCCCAGCAUGCUCUCCUGCUGGAAGAGAUUGAUGCGUCUUUCUGAAAACUUUCAUUAGCAUUUAGAAAGACCAGAUCUGUGGUGACCUUAGGGAGUCUUCACAGACACAAAGCAGGAUUACACACUACAAGUAUAUGUAAAAGAGCUUGAUUUUUUAUUUGUGAAAUAGAAUUAUGUAGCCCUCAGUGCAUCUCAGGUUAUUUUUGUUAUUUGAUGGCAAGCUUACACACAAUGUGCUAAGUUUACAACUGACAGGAGAGUGACUGAGGACAUGACUCUGUGGGAUCUUUUCUCAGGCUUGCUGCAGAGAGACCAUCCUGAGAUUGCCAUCUCGGUGAAGACCAGACAGGCCAUACGAGCCGUGCUGAACAGUGAGAGAGAAGCUAUCCAUACACUCGUGUCCGGGGGGCUCUUAGAUGACAUAGAGGCAUCAAAGCUGGAGAAGGUGCUUUCAGUUUGCUCCUCUUCUGCCAUUUACAAUACCUCCAAUAAAUAUAUAUACUUUGUUACCUCUGACUAUUCAGAAAGGUCGUUUUAUUAUUGACACAUUAAAUUAAUGAAUGUUACAUUUUUCCCUUUGGCAGAUGAUUGAAAUAAAAAUGAAGAAAUUGAUCAAAUUUCCACCAACAAUCCCAGCAGCAACAGCAGAGGAGCUUCUGCAGAAUCUGCCAUGGCUAAACAAAGACAGCACCCAGAUUCAGUUCAUCAAGGUAGAGCACACAUCUCCCAUAUCCUUGCCUUAGAAUGACAAGCUUUUUUAUUUUCUGUAUUAUACCAAUGUUUCUUUCAUGUAAAAAAAUAAUAUAAACAAUCUAUUUAUUGUGUUAUUUCAGACAGUGGCCAAGCUUAUUUUCUUUGACUUUGGAGACACCAUCAUACAAGAAAAUGAGGACCCUCAAGGAAUACACUUGAUUGUCUCUGGCAUGGUUAAGGUAUGUACUGAUAUGCGCUAAUAGUAAAAUGAAUAUUAAUCAAUGGUUAAUGUUCUGAAAAUGCAUUCCCAUUUUUGUAUCAAGCGGUUUUAAAUUUGUAAUAUGAUCAGACACAAAAACCACAAACUUGAAACAUAGCUGCUGAACGUGAUAGUUGGGAAUGAAUGUCAUUGGCAUGACACAUUAUUUUCAUAGCAAACAAAAUAAUGACUGGCUGAUAUUAAAUAGCCUACUACUCACCAGUAGUUUCUUUCCCAGUCUUCUCCGUGAGCUAAUUACCUCUCUCCAUCAUAUUGUAGAACACAGCAUCAAGUAUACAGUCAAUGCUAUUAAUAUGUGGAAAUUACACAUAAUCACUUGUCAUUUUGGUCACCUUAAAAUGGAACACAAUGUAAGCUAUUUCAACACAUUACAGUGUGACACUGCAAUUAUGGGUCAUUUUGAAAGGCAGGGGAUAAUAGCCUUCUCUUUGUACAGACACCUUUACUUAGCUUGUGAUCUUACACUUCAAUAUCAGCUCAUUUUCUAUACCAAUUCUUGUUUCUUUGCCUCUGAAUACAAAACUGGACUUUUUUUUACAUAAUUAAAGAAUCAUUGUCACGUUCAUGCUUUUAAAGCAGUAUAAGGCAUUGGUUUCAGGACAUGAUAUUAAACAAUGUUCAGAAACAUUGAUGAACACGUUUCCUACAUUUUCUUUAUAUUGAAUUUCUCAUUUGGAAGAUACAGUAAGCCAAAGGACCCUCAGGGACAAUUUGUUGUUGAAGCUUAUUAAGGAUAGUAGAAAAUAAUCUAGAAAAGGAAGUCUCAAAUAGAAAUGUUAAGUGCAACAACAAUCUCUAAGGAGUAGAAGGAGGGCUGUAUUGUAGUACAGUAUUUUAUAAUUUUUUUAAUUGUGUAAAUAUCAAGGUCAUAAAAUUGUCAAAGCACAAACAACCCUUUGUUACUUAGGGCUCUAUUCAAUCUGUAACACUGAAGCGCUACAGAUUCCGCGAUAGAAAUUUAAACAACAUUUCUGAUUGAGACGACAUGCAGCGGUGACCGUGAAUCCAGUCUCAAUCACGCUGUAGAAAUUGCCUUUUGCUGCGGUUUUUAGUUUCAUCCCCUUAUCCUAGAAUGGUUUAAACUUUACAACGUCACAGGUCAUUUUCACAUUGUAUGAAGACUGAGUGUGUAAUAAGCGCUAUGACUCUUUGUGAGUCAUGGAGCAGCAAGAUGGGCAUAAAAGCACAUUUUUUGUUACCUAUGAUGUAGACCAGCUGUCACACUUCAACUGCAGUAUCCUCUUCUCAGAGCUCCCAUCCUUAUUCCCUGGGUUACAUUGAUGACGCUGGUUGAUACAUCCUCUUCAAGAGGCGUAAUUAAAUGUACACAUCCCCAACUUACGUUUUUACAUUAUACUUUACAUGGAAGGGUUUCCGGUUGUUGAAAUGGAAGCUGUACCUUGAAAUACAGUGCCUUGCAAAAGUAUUCAUCCCCCUUGGCGUUUUUCCUAUUUUGUUGCAUUACAACCUGUAAUUUAAAUUGAUUUUUAUUUGGAUUUUAAAAUUCAAGAAAAUAAAUAACGGAAAAGUGGUGCGUGCAUAUGUAUUCACCCCCUUUGCUAUGAAGCCCCUAAAUAAGAUCUGGUGCAACCAAUUACCUUCAGAAGUCACAUAAUUAGUUCAAUAAAGUCCACCUGGGUGCAAUUUAAGUGUCACAUGAUCUCAGUAUAUAUACACCUGUUCUGAAAGGCCCCAGAGUCUGCAACACCACUAAGCAAGGGGCAUCACCAAGCAAGCGGCACCAUGAAGACCAAGGAGCUCUCCAAACAAGUCAGGGACAAAGUUGUGGAGAAGUACAGAUCAGGGUUGGGUUAUUUAAAAAUAUCAGAAACUUUAAACAUCCCACGGAGCGCCAUUAAAUCCAUUAAUAAAAAAUGGAAAGAAUAUGGCACCACAACAAACCUACCAAGAGAGGGCCGCCCACCAAAACUCACGGACCAGGCAAGGAGGGCAUUAAUCAGAGAGGCAACAAAGAGACCAAAGAUAACCCUGAAGGAGCUGCAAAACUCCACAGCAGAGAGUGGUGUAUCUGUCCAUAGGACCACUUUAAGCCGUACACUCCACAGAGCUGGACUUUACGGAAGAGUGGCCAGAAAAAAGCCAUUGCUUAAAAAAAAAAUAAGCAAACACGUUUGGUGUUCGCCAAUAGGCAUGUGGGAGACUCCCCAAACAUAUGGAAGAAGGUACUCUGGUCAGAUGAGACUAAAAUUGAGCUUUUUGGCCAUCAAGGAAAACGCUAUGUCUGGCGCAAACCCAACACCUCUCAUCACACCGAGAACAACAUCCCCACAGUGAAGCAUGGUGGUGGCAGCAUCAUGCUGUGGGCAUGGGACUGGGAAACUGGUCAGAAUUGAAGGAGUGAUGGAUGGCGCUAAAUACAGGGAAAUUCUUGAGGGAAACCUGUUUCAGUCUUCCAGAGAUUUGAGACUGGGAUGGAGGUUCACCUUCCAGCAGGACAAUAACCCUAAGCAUACUGCUAAAGCAACACUCGAGUGGUUUAAGGGGAAACAUUUCAAUGUCUUGGAAUGGCCUAGUCAAAGCCCAGACCUCAAUCCAAUUGAGAAUCUGUGGUAUGACUUAAAGAUUGCUGUACACCAGCGGAACCCAUCCAACUUGAAGGAGCUGGAGCAGUUUUGCCUUGCAGAAUGGGCAAAAAUCCCAGUGGCUAGAUGUGCCAAGCUUAUAGAGACAUACCCCAAGAGAUUUGCAGCUGUAAUUGCUGCAAAAGGUGGCUCUACAAAGUAUUGACUUUGGGGGGGUGAAUAGUUAUGCACGCUCAAGUUCUGUUUUUUUGUGUUAUAUCUUGUUUGUUUCACACAAAAAAAUAUGUUGCAUCUUCAAAGUGGUAGGCAUGUUAUGUAAAUCAAAUGAUACAACCCAAAAAAUCAAUUUUAAUUCCAGGUUGUAAGGUAACAAAAUAGGAAAAAUGCCAAAGGGUUGAAAACUUUCGCACGCCACUGUAUCUCUGUUAUGUCGAUGAUAUUUUUAUUAUUUAUAAGGUAAUUUAUACCCAAUGCUGGUCUUGUAUCGUAAGCUCCCCUAAUCAUCAAACAACCCAAAAACACUUGAUUGACGCUCUGUGAUCAUAACCUUAUACUGUAUGGAUGUGAAUCUCUAUACUGUACUGUAUCCCAGAUGACUGGAGGAAGGCCAAACCUUGGAGGCAAGAGCCCCAAGGAGAAGACCAGACUGACAGACUACAGGAGCUGUGGGGCCAUCAUGGGAGAACUCAACUGUCUCACCCAGCAGCCUAUGGAGAUGACGGUCACCUGUGAGACAGCCACUCAGGUCUCUCUACUGUUCAUUUACUAAACUUUGUUCACAUGAAAUGGCCUAAGUAUGUCAGUGAAGACAAGUGUAUGUCAGAUCAGUACAAAUGUAAUGAGAAUAGAAUGGACAAAGUGGUCAGUAUCUGAUGCAGUUUUUGGAGAAAGCCCAAGUAACUGAAUAUCCACUCCACUGUCUGAUAAUAGCUGGGUCAGACAAGGGUAUGAUCUUUCACAACAUAGAUAGAUAAUUGAGUGCAAAAACGUCACUGUGAGGUUGAUAAACCAGCCAUAAGGGCUCGUCUACAACUGUUCCACAUAACCAUGGAGACACAAUUGUUAGGAAAACCUUAUCCGCCAUUGUUUCCCUGUAUAUAAUAUCCCUGAUUGUUUGUCCAUGGUUUUUCUCCAGACCUGCUUCAUUGCUAUCGAAUCCCUGUUUGAGGCGUUUGAUGUUUUCCCUGAGUUCCCGUCUCUAGAGUAUAUGAUCUGGCGCUCCCUGGCAGUGGAAAUCAGCACCAGCACCUUCAUGGAGCACAUUAUCUAUCAGGUACUACCAUCUUAGCACUCUAUGGUGCAACAUGUAGUAAAGAGCCAAACUGCUUACGCCCAGGUUUCACACUCUGCAAGUUACACAUCCACUGUAGCAUGCCCAUAAAGUUAAACAAAGAAAAUUGCCAUAAUCACAGCACAGAUUGAGAGUGUGAGUUAGCAUUCUGUAGAACCAGCGGACGACAGACAGUAUGUUAGACAGUUCCAAAUUAAUUUGAACAAAAUCCUCCUCACCCCCAGGGCUGGAGUUACCACAGGAUUUGUUCUCAUCUGGCCCGGGCCUAUCUGGUAGACGUGGAGGUGAACAGGAAGUUUGACGUGUAUGACGGCACCAUGGAGGAUGUGGUGGUGAUCUAUGGGAGUUGUGAUGACCUUGCGUCCCAGUGCUCCUACAACGCCCCAGCACUCAUCAGCAGGACAACUCACCAGGUUCACUAUAGAACUCAGUCAGCUGUCACCUUCUCAGACAGUGGCUACACUAGUCAACUUGACAUUCACUGACUGGGAAAUAGUGCCACCUGCUGGAAACAUUGCCAGUGCAACAAUGUCAUGUUAAAAAUGGUCAACAUCCUCAGAUAAGUUGCUCUAUUGAAUGUCUUUCUAUUGUUUUUACCUCUUUAUUCAGAUAAAGUGUUAACAUAUUUUGUUUUAACUCAACUCGGUAUAGGUACUGGGUACAGCAAACACAACCAAACUGUUGAUUGUGCCAAGUGCACAUUCUGAAAUGAAGCGGACCGUCUCGGAGCUUUCAAGACUGGACAGUGUUCCCUGUCUGAGACAUGCAGCUCAGAGGAGAGGUGAAUGAGGGCUUACAGACAUCCUCACAGCUCUCUUAUGAACCUAGAAUGAUGCACGUCUUUGUAAGAUCGGCAGAAUGCCAAACUAACAUUAUGACCAAGCCCUUCAGUAGGAUUAUUUCAAAUGGGCUUUAGAUAGAAUAUCAAUUAAGUACAACGACCAACACCUCUAGCUUUACAAGUAUUUGCAAGUGAAUUGACAUCAGACUCUCCUUUUUCUCUCCCGGUAGCAUCUAGAGAUGAUAGUUCAGGGCUGCUGAGAACA
Coregonus sp. 'balchen' is the source of this 24876-nucleotide messenger RNA. The record is from the annotation of a GenBank genome assembly. Lineage: Eukaryota; Metazoa; Chordata; Actinopteri; Salmoniformes; Salmonidae.